This is a messenger RNA of Lytechinus variegatus (green sea urchin), 1726 nucleotides long. Its product is annotated as transcription initiation factor TFIID subunit 12-like. Gene Ontology annotation, biological process: DNA-templated transcription initiation; RNA polymerase II preinitiation complex assembly. NCBI's taxonomy places the organism in Eukaryota, Metazoa, Echinodermata, Echinoidea, Temnopleuroida, Toxopneustidae. The record is from RefSeq and is a predicted model, not a curated record. The transcript has 8 exons. Gene Ontology annotation, cellular component: SLIK (SAGA-like) complex; transcription factor TFIID complex; SAGA complex. The coding region runs from base 188 to 1012 and encodes 274 amino acids. Gene Ontology annotation, molecular function: protein heterodimerization activity; DNA binding; TBP-class protein binding.
AGUUUGGAAAAGCAAAAAAAGAUUAUUACAACAAUGUUUUUAAAAAUACACAGGAAGGAUAUUAGGAAAACUUGGACUCACAUAAAUGAACUGCUUGGAAGAGGGAAAAGGGAUCUUAUACCAGAUGAAAUGUAUGAGGAUGAGAAAAACAAGACAAAGAAGAACAAGUUCCAAUUAGUUCCUGACCAUGAAUCCUCAGACAUCAACCAACCAGUCAGUACCACCCUUGGUACCAAUAACAUCAGGUUCAGCUGUCCAAGGAAGUGGAGGAGGAGGUGUUCCCAAAGCAGCUGUACCUUGUAAAACACUUCAGGAAACCAUCAAGGCCAUUGAAACUCAGAUUAAUAUUAUGGAGAAGAUUGGUCAGCUUUCAUCAAAGCAAGAAGGUGACUUGACUAAGCUUCGUGAACUACAUCAGAAGGCUCUGCAGGAACAAGAGAGGCUCCGAGUUGAGAAGAUGCAUGGUAAUAUGGCCCCAAUUCAUCAGCAACCCAACUCGGCUACACAGGCAAUCAAGUCAAUAGCAUCCAGCAGCAACAACAACAGCAAUGUCCAGCUUGGUGCGAGUAGUAGCAGUAGUAGCAGCUCCCAUUCACUGCAGCAUUCGUCAUCUAGUAUACGUGAUACGCCUAGAGAAUCACCCAUCUCAAUGUCCAUAGGAGCCGGUGGGGAUACAGGAGAUUCAUCCAAGAUUCUGAACAAGAAGAAGAUCCAAGAUCUUGUGAGAGAGGUUGAUCCAAACACACAGCUUGAUGAAGAUGUUGAAGAGAUGUUGCUUCAAAUAGCUGACGAUUUCAUCGAGAAUAUAGUGACUGCAGGCUGUCAGUUGGCCAAACAUAGAAAGUCUUCAACCCUUGAAGUCAAAGAUAUCCUCAUGCAUCUAGAGAGGAAUUGGAACAUGUGGAUACCAGGCUACGCACCAGACGAAGCACCCAAAGCUCACAAGAGACCCGCAUCUACAGAGGCGCAUAAACAAAGAAUGGCUCUUAUACGAAAAACACUCAAGAAAUAAACAACAUUGGAAUAUGUUACUUUUGAUAUAUGAACUUUGGUGAGAGACAAUACCUGCAGAAAAGACAACACCAUUCAGAUAUAUGUACAUAAGGUGAUUAUGUAUAGUCAGAAGGAUAGGCCUUUUAUGUUGCAUGUGGAUAUCAUGGCACGGACCAGUGGAAGUGUCUGAAUCACACGAGAGACCAGCAUCGACAGAGGCACAUCAACAAAGGAUGGCUCAUAUACAGAAAACAGUCAUAUAAACAUUAACAUUGGAAGAUGUUGCAUUCAAAAUAUGUUCUGUGGUUAAAGACAUAACCUUUCAGAUACAUGUAUGUAUAUGAUUAUAUAUGUGAAAAUUGAUUUAGGAUGGGUAAUUUCCAUGGCUAUAUCAGGCUAUGUGCUGUAGGAAGUUUCUACAUGUAAAUUUCACAACAGACACCGGCGACAGAGGCUUACAUAAAUAAAAAAGAUGGCUCUCAUAUGAAAAACACUAGCUAUAUUUGAACAUAUUCCUUUUAAAAUAUGGUGAAAGACUGUGCAUUUCAGAUGCUAUAUAGACCAAGCCUUUCAGAUAUUAGAGAGUUUUUGCACAGUGGCGCAGAAUGAAUCCUACAGCCUAGCAAAUGCAUUGAAAAUGUAACUCAAAUCACAAUGAAGUCUUUGCUGAGGGUCAGUGAAUUGAGAGAGAUGUUUCGUCUGACCUUGGACAAACAUCAUAUUUGCCAUUUUU